AUGACUUUCCUACUUCUCCAGCCUAACAGAUUGACUAGCUGGCUUUUCUUUUUACUAACCGCCUUCAGCUUCGUCGGAAGUGAGAAGCUGCUAGUGAUUCCUCAAGAUGGGAGCCACUGGCUCAGCAUGCGUAGUGUGGCUGAGAAGCUUCAUGAGAGAGGACAUGAAAUAGUGGUGGUGGCACCAGAAACAAAUUUGCUCCUGAAAGAAUCAGAGUAUUAUGAGAGGAAAACGUACCCAGUGCCAUAUUCGGAAGAGGAACUCAAAAAGGGAUUUCAGACGUUUGCCAGAAACUUGUUCCGUAGGGUUCCUUUUCCUUACACAAUCCUUCAAGAAUACCGAAACAACAUGUAUGUAAUAGACCUGUUUUUCCACAACUGCGACAGUCUUCUGAAGAACAGAGAAGUCAUAAAACACCUGGAACAAAGUCAUUUCGAUGCGCUGUUGACAGAUCCGGCUUUGCCAUGUGGAGUCAUCCUGGCCGAACAUCUCUCCAUCCCCUCUGUGUACUUCUUUCGUGGGUUCCCGUGCAGUUUAGAGCAUGCCAUUUGUAAAUCUCCGAACCCUGUUUCCUAUGUCCCACGAUGCUAUACCAGGCACACAGACCGAAUGACUUUCCCCCAACGUGUGGUUAAUCUGGUUGUAAAUUCUUUAGAGACCUCGCUUUUUAAGACUCUUUAUAACAAGUACCAAGAUAUCGCUUCAGAGUUCCUGCAGAGAGAUAUUCACUUACCGACGCUUUACAGAAACGGCUCCAUCUGGCUUUUGCGCUAUGACUUUGUGUUUGAGUUUCCCCGGCCUCUUAUGCCUAACAUGGUCUUCAUAGGAGGCAUCAACUGUGAGGAAAGGAAACGCCUGCCACAGAAACAAGAGAUCACCCCAGAGGCCCUGUGCUCCAUUUCUGGCUUGGAAGAUGCUCAGGAGGAAGUCAUGAAGUCAGGCCCAUAG
This is a messenger RNA of Gekko japonicus, 948 nucleotides long. Its product is annotated as UDP-glucuronosyltransferase 1-6-like. Gene Ontology annotation, molecular function: UDP-glycosyltransferase activity. The record is from RefSeq and is a predicted model, not a curated record. NCBI's taxonomy places the organism in Eukaryota, Metazoa, Chordata, Lepidosauria, Squamata, Gekkonidae. The transcript has 2 exons. Bases 1 to 948 code for a protein of 315 amino acids.